Molecule: messenger RNA, 1602 nt
Organism: Phytophthora nicotianae INRA-310
Lineage: Eukaryota; Oomycota; Peronosporomycetes; Peronosporales; Peronosporaceae
Exons: 3
Coding region: 46-1389 (447 amino acids)
Biological process (GO): magnesium ion homeostasis
Source: RefSeq, a predicted model, not a curated record
CGCACAGUAUCAGAACCCACUCAUUUAUUCGUCUGCACGUCGGCGAUGCGGCGAGGACUGGGCUUCAGCUUCUUGUUGCUUGUACAUCCAGCCAUGGCUUCUUCCAUGACGUCGUUGCUCUUCCGUGCGGCCUCGACGAGCCUCAUAGCACGGCGCAUCACGGACGUCGUCCAGGACGAAGAGGCAAGUGGUGCCAAUGCGGACAUGGCAGACACAGGCUCGGAGGAAUCCGACAUCAUGACUGUAAUCCAUUAUAUCGCGAUUGUUCUGCUCAUUAUCAUGUCGGCCAUCUCGUCGGGGCUCACACUGGGACUUAUGUCACUGGACAAAGUGAGUUUGAAUGUGAUCGUCCGCGCUGGAGAUCGUCCAGGAGCUACAAAAGACGAGAUGAAGAAGGCCAAGGCCGCCAGACGCAUUCUACCCGUCCGAGCGGACAGCAACCUGCUGCUUACGACGUUAGUACUCACUACUGUGGCGGUAAACAGUCUGCUGUCGAUUCUGAUGGCAGAUUUGACCAGUGGCCUCGUGGGUUUCUUCGUGUCGACCAUCCUCAUUUUAAUUUGUGGCGAAAUUGUCCCGCAAUCACUCUGCUCGAGACACGCACUGGCAAUAGGAUCGAUGUUUGUACCGGUCGUGAGAGUGUUGAGACUCAUGCUGUACAUUUUCGCCAAACCGGUCAGCUACGUGCUGGACCGCACAGUCGGUGAGGAUGUGGGCACGGUAUUCACCAAGCGGGAGCUUCAGAAACUCGUGGAAAUUCACGUGAGACAGAAGAUCAUGCACCCCGAAGAGGGGUAUAUUGUACGCGGCGCGAUGCGGUACAAGACAAAAGUCGUCAGCGAUAUUAUGAUCCCGGCCGAGAAACUCUUCUCCCUUCCGGCCAGCACGAUACUCAACUUAGAGACUCUCAAGAUGAUCUACAACAAUGGAUACAGUCGCAUUCCGGUGUGGAAUAAAGACCCGAACGACGUGGUGGGCAUCGUCUUCACAAAGGACUUGAUCUACGUGGAUCCGAACGAAGACGUGCCCCUUAUGGCAUUUGCACGUGUGUUUGCAGUCGCAGCACACCGUAUUUGGCUCGAUGCACAGCUUGGUGAGGUGCUCAGCGUCUUCAAAAUGGGCAGCACCCACAUGGCACUAGUGUACGAUGUCAAUAAUUCUGGACCGGGUGAUCCGUUCUACGAGCUGAAAGGCUUAGUGACACUUGAAGACAUCGUAGAGGAAAUCCUGCAGGCCAAAAUCAUCGACGAGACCGACUCAGUCGAGGCCAGGAAAGAGCGUCAAAACUGCACGGAUCAAAUCGGGUAUAGUGACGGGGGUGAGUUGGCAGCCCGCGCCGUCGUCUUGCUUGCACCUACCCAUACCAGCUCUCGCCGUGACCCGCUCUGACUUCGUCACCUCCUUCUCAGUCUAUUCAGAUGAAGUCCCUCUCCUUUCAGAGAGCAAGACGACUUUCGGCACAGCUCUUGGAGCUUCAGAAUUACACUUCCAGUACUAAUAGAGCAGAUAUCAUCACGCAUGGCAAUGCCAUCGUAGUCAGCAUUUACACCAUCACUACAAAAGACCAAGAAUGCUGGAAUCAAGCGCAGCGAUUUAUUAUCU